GCCAGGAUGUACCUGGAUGAGCUGGAUGAUGAUUCAGAGGCGGGUUCUGCUGAGUCCUACACCAGUCGUCCAUCUGACUCUGAUGUGUCACUAGAGGAAGAUCGUGAGGCCCUGCGCAAGGAAGCCGAACGCCAGGCCCUGGCACAGCUGGAGAAAGCCAAGACCAAGCCGGUGGCAUUUGCUGUGAGGACAAAUGUUGGCUAUAAUCCUUCCCCCAAUGAUGAUGUGCCAGUCCAAGGCAUGUCUAUUUCCUUUGAACCCAAAGACUUCCUUCAUAUCAAAGAGAAAUACAACAAUGAUUGGUGGAUCGGACGACUGGUCAAAGAAGGCUGUGAGGUUGGCUUCAUCCCUAGCCCCGUCAAGCUGGAAAACAUGAGGAUGCUACAGGAGCAAAAGAUGAGGCAACACCGGCUCAGCUCCAGUAAAUCGGGAGAUAAUUCCACCUCCAGCCUGGGAGAUGUGGUGACAGGCCCCCGGAGACCCACCCCACCUGCCAGUGCCAAGCAGAAGCAAAAAUCGGCAGAGCAUGUGCCACCAUACGAUGUGGUCCCUUCCAUGCGGCCAGUCAUUCUUGUAGGCCCGUCCUUGAAGGGGUAUGAGGUGACAGACAUGAUGCAGAAGGCUUUAUUCGAUUUCCUGAAGCGGCGAUUUGAUGGCAGAAUAUCCAUCACACGUGUGACAGCUGAUAUCUCCUUGGCCAAGCGCUCGGUCCUCAACAACCCCAGCAAACACACCAUCAUUGAGCGCUCCAGCACCCGUUCUAGCCUGGCGGAAGUGCAGAGCGAGAUAGAGCGCAUCUUUGAGCUGGCCCGCACACUGCAGCUGGUGGCCCUGGAUGCCGAUACCAUCAACCACCCGGCUCAACUCUCCAAGACCUCACUGGCCCCAAUCAUUGUCUACAUCAAGAUAUCUUCCCCCAAGGUGCUGCAGAGAUUGGUGAAAUCUAGAGGAAAAUCUCAGGCCAAGCACUUGAAUGUGCAGAUGGUGGCAUCAGACAAGCUGGCCCAGUGCCCCCCAGAGAUGUUUGACAUCAUCCUGGAUGAAAACCAGUUGGAAGAUGCAUGCGAGCACCUGUCUGAGUACCUGGAAGCCUAUUGGAAGGCCACACAUCCUCCCAGCAGCAACCCACCCAAUCCCCUGCUGACCCGCACUAUGGCAACUGCUGCCCUGGCUGCCAGCCCUGCCCCAGUCUCCAACCUCCAGGGACCCUACUUAGUGCAUGGGGAGGAGCCUCACGACGCCGAGCGUGCCGGCCUGCACGACUACGCGGGGCGGCCGGCUGGGCGCAGCCAGAUCUGCUCCCUGCAGCCGCCCUCGCACUUUGCUGCCCGGGGCCUUUCCCGCCAGGACACCUUUGAUUCGGAGAUGCAGGGCGGCCGCGAUUCUGCUUACACCGAUCCAGCGGAUUCCUGCAUGGACAUCGAGACCGACCCCUACGAGGAGCCCGAGCCUCGUCACCCGCAAUGCCUGGGCCACCGCCCGCUGCAGUGCCAGGGCUCCUGGGAGGCCGAGGAGCCCGUGCUUCAUCGCGCCCAGUGCCGGGGCCACCGCCACUCCCGCCCCCAGAGCCAGGGCUCCUGGGAGGGCGAGGAGCCCGACCGACCAAACAACCGGCCUCUGCGUGGGCGUGCCAAGGGGCGGGAGCAGUAUGGCCCCAACGAGGAGGAAGCCCUGGGCCACAACCAUAAUGACAUGGAGGACUGGGGCCGUGAUGCCUACAUCCGCUGA
Varanus komodoensis (Komodo dragon) is the source of this 1728-nucleotide messenger RNA. RefSeq names its product calcium voltage-gated channel auxiliary subunit beta 1 (gene CACNB1). NCBI's taxonomy places the organism in Eukaryota, Metazoa, Chordata, Lepidosauria, Squamata, Varanidae. The record is from RefSeq and is a predicted model, not a curated record. Bases 7 to 1728 code for a protein of 573 amino acids. Gene Ontology annotation, molecular function: protein binding; high voltage-gated calcium channel activity. Gene Ontology annotation, cellular component: voltage-gated calcium channel complex. Gene Ontology annotation, biological process: calcium ion transmembrane transport; neuromuscular junction development; chemical synaptic transmission. The transcript is spliced from 13 exons.